Molecule: messenger RNA, 1136 nt
Organism: Leptopilina heterotoma
Lineage: Eukaryota; Metazoa; Arthropoda; Insecta; Hymenoptera; Figitidae
Product: lactoylglutathione lyase
Exons: 4
Coding region: 158-712 (184 amino acids)
Molecular function (GO): lactoylglutathione lyase activity; metal ion binding
Source: RefSeq, a predicted model, not a curated record
ACGUUGAUAUUUAUUUUACGUAUACGUAGAGCCGUAGAGCAAGUCAGAAACCGACGUGUUUUUCUCCAACUCUACUUCGAGUUUCAUGAACUCGAAGUCUGCUUAUAAAAAUUGACUGAAUAUUUCAUUUUAAAUUCAAAAACAAAUCAAAUACAAGAUGGGAGAGGCAUCAGGUUUAACAGACAGAAUGGCUCGAGAGCUUUGCAAGGAGCCGGAACCUGAAACGAAAGAUUACAUUAUGCAACAAACCAUGUUCAGAAUAAAAGACCCUCAAAAAUCACUACCAUUUUACACCCAAGUUCUGGGCUUCAGACUGUUACAGAAACUCGAUUUUCCAGAAAUGAAAUUUUCUCUCUAUUUUCUCGGAUAUGAAAAUGGAGAAGAUAUUCCCACCGACAAAAGGGAGUGUAUUGAGUGGACAUUCAGUAGAAAGGCUACAAUUGAAUUGACACAUAAUUGGGGUACUGAAUCGGAUCCUGAUUUUAAUUAUCAUAAUGGAAAUACAGAGCCCAGAGGAUUUGGACACAUUGGCAUAACGGUACCAGAUGUAGAAAAAGCAUGUGAGAGAUUUGAAAAGCUGAACGUAGAGUUUGUAAAAAAACCCAAUGAUGGCAAAAUGAAAGGAAUCGCUUUUAUUAAAGACCCUGAUGGUUAUUGGAUCGAAAUACUGAGUUCUUCCAAAAUGUCCAACAUUAUUGUGCCCAGCCAUUAGUUUUAUUAUUUUCAAAAAUCAGAUAUUAGAUUAGACAAAAAUUUUAAAUUUAUUCAGCUCUUUAUAAAUAUCAUUUUAAAAUAUUUCUAACUUUUAAUUAUGUUGUCAGUAUUUUCUUGUAUUUUAUCGAUUUGCUCAUCCUUAUUUUUUAAUAUCUUGAAAUUAUAUUUUUUGACGUUUUUAAACUUUUUACUUAUUCACUGAAAGAUUAAAAAGAAUGUUUGCAAUUUUAAAUGAUUAAUAUAAAAUAAUUUUUAAUUGUUUUUUAAGAAAGUACUUAUAUAAAUGCACACAGGAAUAAUAUUUGCUUAAAUUAAUACGAUAUAAUUAUUUAUAAUGUUAAACAAAUGUAAAAAAUUGUAACAAGAAAUUAUUUUGAAGAAAUGUAAAUAAAUAUAAUCUAUUUUUCUAGUUGAAAAAUGAA